Monoraphidium neglectum is the source of this 1491-nucleotide messenger RNA. RefSeq lists its product as hypothetical. The coding region runs from base 1 to 1491 and encodes 496 amino acids. The transcript is spliced from 6 exons. NCBI's taxonomy places the organism in Eukaryota, Viridiplantae, Chlorophyta, Chlorophyceae, Sphaeropleales, Selenastraceae. The record is from RefSeq and is a predicted model, not a curated record. Gene Ontology annotation, biological process: fatty acid metabolic process. Gene Ontology annotation, molecular function: medium-chain fatty acid-CoA ligase activity.
AUGGCGCAUAUAUCAGCUGCAAUUGAUUCGACACGUCAGCAGUGGGGCGAGGCUGGCGUGUGGCACUGCGGCGGUGGAAGCACAUCUGGGCGCGCGCUGCACGAUGCAGUGGUGCGCGUCAGCGGCGCCCUGACGGCGCGGUUGGGCUGCCGCAUUGGCGACAGGGUAGGGCUGCUGGGGCUUAACACCCCGGAGUACCAGGCCGCGGUCCUGGCAGCCGCUGAUGCCGGCGCUAUUGUUUGCCCCCUCAACUGGCGCUGGUCGCCGGCAGAGCUGGCAGCGGCGCUUGCGCUGGUUGCGCCGGCCCUGGUCUUUGUGGACACUCCCUGCCUCGCGCUUCUGCAAUCAGUGGCGGACGGCCAGCACGGCUGCCCGCGCUUCACUACAGUGUUGCUGACGCCAAUCGACGCCGUCGUAUGGCCGGCCGCGGAAACAUUGGGGCAGCAGGCGUGUUUCGUGUCGUCGUGCUGCCUCGCCGACCUGUUGACUUCGCCGCAGCAGGAGCAGGAGCAUGCCAGUGGCAGUGGCGCAGUGGCAGCGGCGGCGCCCACCUCCCAGCUGCAGCUGCUGCAGCCCCCGGACGGCGCCGCCCUUAUCUGCUUCACAUCCGGCACCACGAGCGCCCCCAAGGGCGCGGUGCUCACGCAUGCGGCGCUGCUGCACCAGUCCAUGGCUAAGCUGGCCGUAGUGGGCUACUGCCGCGGGGACACGUACCUGCACGUGGCGCCGCUCUGCCACAUCGGGGGCCUCAGCAGUGCGCUGGCGGCGCUGCUUGCCGGGGCGCAGCAGGUGUUCAUGCCCAGGUACUCGGCUGCAGAGGCCGUGCGCCUGGUGUCCCACCACCGCGUCACUGCGCUCAUCGCGGUGCCCACCAUGAUGGAGGACAUGGUGGCACACCUGGCGGCAGGCGCAGGCCAAACAGAUAACAGGGCGCAGCAGCGUCACGGCACAGCCACGGGCUCCGGUUGCCUGCCAUCAGUGCUGCGCGUGCUGGUGGGCGGCGGCGGCAUGCGGCCGCGGCUGGUGCCAAUGAGCAGCAACGGGGGUGAUGCCGUUGGGCAAGGGGGCGCCUGCGUCGGCGUGCCGGCGCCGGGCGUCCAGGUGGUCAUAGCGGUGGGCGGCGCACCUGAGACUGGCGGCUCUGGCAGGGGCAGCAGCUGCCUUGUCGGCGGGGAGGCGGGCCCAGCUGUGGUCGGAGAGGUGCUGACGCGCGGCCCUCAUGUGAUGUCGCGCUACUGGGCCGACCCUGAGCAGACACAGCAGGCCCUCUUGCCGAGUGGCUGGCUGCGUACGGGCGACCUGGGUUGGCUCGACACCCAGGGCCGCCUGUGGCUGCUGGGCCGUGCCAAGGACACCGUCAAGAGUGGCGGCGAGAACGUGCACGCGGCUGAGGUGGAGGCGGCCCUGGAGUCACACCCGGCGGUGGCGGCAGCUGCAGUGGUGGGGCUUCCCCACAAGCGGCUGGGCGAGGUGUCGAAGGGCUCUCAUUGA